AUGGUACAAUAUUAUAUUCCAAAUAUCGAUGAAUGCUCUUUUGAUGAGUUUAAUAUUCAAUAUAUUAUUGAAAAACAUUUUAAAACUGGAAUGAAUAUAAAUGAAUUUUGGAUUCAAACUUUCAUUUAUUAUGUUCAUUGGAAAUUUCACAUUUUUUUAUUCGUUAAAGAUGAGAAAGAGGAAGCAAAUGGUUGUAAAAUACAAGGCUAUAGGGAAUGUGGAUUUUACGCAUCAUUAAUCAGAGAUGUCAUUCUUAAGGGUCAUACCUCGAAAGAGGAUUCCUUCCUUCCAAACAUUUUAAUACAUCGAUACCUAUCAAGAGAAGAAAUUAUGAAAGAAGUCGGAUACAUUACCGACAUUGAAUCUUUUAUCGAAUAUAUGCAGGGUAGGAAACUAAGAGCCGAAACGGUCGCCGCUAAAGAUAUAUCAUGUAUUUCUUGGGAAAACCGAGUGAAGCUUUGGCGUGACAUAUGGGAUCGACGCAAAGAAGUUUGGGAAAUGAUUUAUAAACGUAGCAACGAAGUAAAGUCGAAAGAUCAUGUUCCAGACACCGAAGACGCGUACCUUGGAAUCACAUCUAUCAAUCAAAUUGGUGUAUUCAAUGGCUGGCAGAUGACUUGCGAUCUAUUAAUGAUGAAUAUGAUAAAACUUCAAAAUUUUUAUCAUGCAAAAAUUGGACCCGGUCCUAAAAAGGUUUUACUAAAAAUGAAUGUGAAAAUUCCCCAAUUUAAUGACUUUGUUGAUUUGGUCAAUGAACAUCUUAACAAGGAAUUAUUUAAAGAUCAUAAAAAAUUAAGAGGAUUAGAUAUUGAUGAUAUCUUGUGUAGUUUUAUCGGUAAAGUGACUUUAUACGAGAAAUCAUUUAAAUUUUUGAAAAAAGGUUAUGUUAUGAGAUAUGAUGAUAUUUUUAUCAAAAAUGAAUUUGAAAAUGUCUCGAAAAGAAUUCAAACGAAAUUGAAUGAUAGGAAAAGGAAUGGAAGUAUCAUCAUGAUGGAUCAUAAAUUCACUACAAUUAAUAGUAUUUUCGGUGUUUUACCGUACAUGGCACCCGAAGUAUUAAAAGGAAAACCUUAUACACAUGCGAGUGAUAUUUAUAGUUUUUCUAUGAUAAUGUGGGAAAUUACAACAGGACUUCCACCAUUUUAUGACAAAGCACAUGACUUUGAAUUUAUCUUGGAUAUUUGUUUAGGUGAACGUCCUAAAAUUCCUAAAAAUGUUCCAAGUAAAUAUAUCGAUUUAAUGGAAAGGUGUUGGGACUCCAAUCCAUCAAACAGGCCAACUGCAGAAAAAGUUCAAAAGAUUAUUAAUAGCUUUGAUUUUUGUAAAGAAGAUAAAGAUUGUGCUGCAAACAAAGGAAAUUUCCAUAUGUCGCAAACUUUAAAUAUUUCAGAGAUGGUAUCAAGAACCCAAUGUCUAUCAGCAUUUCAUAAUAUGGAAGCUGCUGGUCGUAAUAGUGGACUUGAUAUUGGAUCAAGUUGUACUAGAGAUAGGGAAUGCAAGUCUCAAAUUUGUCGUUCUCAUAUGAUUUCGGGCAAAAAUCAAUGUCACAGUAGUGAUGACCGUCCUUUUGCUGAUUGUCUUGUGGAUCAAGCGUGUGCUUCUGGAAAAUGUAAUAGAACGCAUGGAAUUUCUUUAAACGGAUUUGGUGCAAUGUCUGAAAAAUCUCGUGAACUUGGAGUGGAUUUUUCUAUUCAAUUACCUUCGAAUUCAAACGAAAUUGUAGAAGACUACAACAGAAAUGUCGCUACUUCUUUCUCUAUAUCACGUUAUCCCUAG
Funneliformis geosporum is the source of this 1776-nucleotide messenger RNA. Lineage: Eukaryota; Fungi; Glomeromycota; Glomeromycetes; Glomerales; Glomeraceae. The record is from the annotation of a GenBank genome assembly.